CUGUCAACGCCUCCGACGUUGACAGAUGGAAGCUCUACGUUUGGAGAAAAAAAACUCGCGUCGCGCUCGUCGCGGAUUAUUUUUUUUUAAUUAUAUAUAAUGAAAGAAAGAAAAACGGAUAGAUAAAAACUUUUUUUUUACGAACGAGGCUUUUAAAUUACAGAGUUUUGUUUUUAACUAAUUUUAUAUAAUGCAUUUUUUAUUUCGAAUAUCGCGUCCACACACGAGAUUGUAAAUUAAUUUUCGAAAAUGUUGAAUAUUUCUGUGAGACCGCGCUUAGGCGAGUUUCUGAAGCAUCUCCAAUAUCUGUGGCGAUACGAAAAGUACAACACAACGAUUGAUGCAGCCAAGACUAGACAAGAGAACAUAGAAGCCAGACAGAAAGAAAUCAUGGCACGUGGACUUCCUAAGCGAAAGCGGAUAAAGGGCGUUAAACAAAUUUUGCUGGUUGCCUCUGGUAAAGGUGGUGUUGGGAAAUCUACAACCGCAGUAAAUUUAGCGACAGCCUUAAAACUUAAUGAACCCAAAAAGUCGAUUGGAUUAUUAGAUGCCGACGUUUUUGGACCGUCUAUACCACUGAUGAUGAAUAUAUAUGAAUCGCCGAUAAUAAAUCAAAAGAAUCUCAUGGAACCUCUUGUAAAUUAUGGCGUGAAAUGUAUGUCAAUGGGAUUUUUAAUUGAUGAGAAAUCACCAGUAGUUUGGAGAGGUCUCAUGGUAAUGAGCGCAUUGGACAAGCUGGUGAAUCAAGUGGCAUGGGGAUCGCUUGACUAUCUUGUAAUUGAUACUCCUCCUGGAACGGGAGACACACAUCUUUCUUUGAUUCAAAACUUCUUUAUUACUGGCGCAUUGCUAGUAACGACACCACAGAAGGUCGCACUAGAAGUGACUAGGAGAGGUGCAAAUAUGUUCAAGAAGUUGGACAUACCUGUAGCUGGUAUCGUGGAGAACAUGAGCACUGUUAUGUGUCCAAAAUGCAUGACUGAGAUUCCUCUCUUUGGCAAUGCCACAUUAUCAUUAGCCAAAGAACUUGGUGUAGAUAUCUUACAAAGGAUACCAAUGCACGAGAGUAUCGCCGAAAGUUCAGAUAAUGGUAAACCAAUUGUUUUAGCAGCUCCAAAGACUAGACAAGCAGAGGCUUAUAGAGAAUUGGCAGAACAUGUUGUUGCAUUUUUGAAUAAGCAAGAAAUACAUGAAGAAUGAAUUUGUACUCAAGUAA
Molecule: messenger RNA, 1216 nt
Organism: Camponotus floridanus (Florida carpenter ant)
Lineage: Eukaryota; Metazoa; Arthropoda; Insecta; Hymenoptera; Formicidae
Gene: Nubpl
Product: iron-sulfur protein NUBPL
Exons: 4
Coding region: 250-1200 (316 amino acids)
Biological process (GO): iron-sulfur cluster assembly; mitochondrial respiratory chain complex I assembly
Cellular component (GO): mitochondrion
Molecular function (GO): ATP-dependent FeS chaperone activity; 4 iron, 4 sulfur cluster binding; ATP binding
Source: RefSeq, a predicted model, not a curated record